This is a messenger RNA of Caenorhabditis elegans, 1634 nucleotides long. It is a transcript of the gene taf-8, whose product is annotated as Transcription initiation factor TFIID subunit 8. The transcript is spliced from 8 exons. Lineage: Eukaryota; Metazoa; Nematoda; Chromadorea; Rhabditida; Rhabditidae. The record is from RefSeq and is marked reviewed. Gene Ontology annotation, molecular function: protein heterodimerization activity. Gene Ontology annotation, cellular component: transcription factor TFIID complex; nucleus. Bases 8 to 1501 code for a protein of 497 amino acids.
UUUCAGAAUGCUUCCUCAACACAAUACAUUUAUUAGGAGACCGACUAUUGCAGGAAGGAGCUUUCAUCCAUCAGGAUAUUCUGUACAGCAAUUUGUACCACAGCAGUCCAAUUUUCAGCAGCCGAUUAGUAAUUUCACACAAAAAUCUGCUGAAUCGCGAGCACAAAAACAAGUUGGAGCGAAUUUUCUUCCUUCUAUCGUCAAUGAAGCUUAUCAUAACGUUUUGGAACAAAUUGUGACGGCAAUGUGUUAUAAAAGCGGAUUCGAUGAUAUCGAGGAAGGCGCGUUAGAAACUUUGAUGCUUCUCUUUCAUUCAUAUAUAAAACGCAUUGGUGAGCAGUCGAGAUUUGCUUGUGAGGUUGCUGGACGUACUAUUGUGACACCUGGAGAUGUUUGGUUCGGACUUGUUAAUAUGGGAAUUAAAGUCAACCAACUUUCGGAUUUUCAUCAAGAUCAAAUUAUUUCCGCGCUGACCGUGCAUGCUCCCGAAAUAAUCCCCCCAGAAGCUAAAAACCAAGCACUACGAAUCGGAACACCUCGUCCUCAUCCCAGUUAUGUAUACGAAUGGCUUCCACCGUUGCCUGAUCCUCAUACCUAUAUCAAGACAGAAAUAAGUGAAGAUAUCGAUUUUUCGUAUGAAAAAGUGCGUGAAGCAAUGUCGCAAAAGAAACGGAAUGGAAUCACAUCACUCGUUAAUUAUAUGAUUAGAAAUUACCCAUCUAUCUGCUUGUUUCGAAACUUUGAAGAAAUUAUUCAUGAGCAAGUCAAGAAAACUUUCAACAAAGAAAGUGAGGAAAAACGAAUGCAGGAAGCUUUUGUCGCUUUUCGAGAUCUUGUUCAAACAAAUGAUAUUGAUGAAGUCAAAAACGUAUCAAAAUCGCUGUAUGACAAAGGACUAAUCAGUAAACAUGAAUUACAAAGUGGUACAGAAGUGUUGUGCAUGAGCUCGGAUGGUGCAUUGAUUGAUCAAUUCGGUGAACGAGUUUACUUGUCAGAAACAACUUCCAUCGAUUUGGAAGAUAAGGAUCGAGUUUCGAAGAGCUCAACUAGGAUGACAACGUGUGGAGAUGGAGCUGAAUCUUUGAGAUACCACUGGCCAAUUGAUGAAAUGCUCGACGAGCUCAUCGAGUUAGACUCCUGUACGAUGGACUUGGGAGACGAAAAAAUUGAUGAAAUGAAGUAUAUGCAGGAGAAGACAACAUUUGAAUAUUUACCUGAAUGGUGUCAUAUUCUUAUUCCUUCAUUCGAGCAUCGAGCAUACUUGACAGUAGUUUCUGAUGAUUUGAAAGCGGAAGAAGAGUCGAAAAAAGAUAAAGAUAAAGAGAAAGAUAAACAAAUUGGAGAUUUGACUGAAGAGGAAAAAAAAGGAAAAGAUGAAGAAAUUUUCCAGACGCACGAAAACCUCUACCUUUGCCCUCCGAUACGCGACAACGACUACGGCAAUUAUGAGGAUGAAGAGAUUACGGAAGAAUCUGCAUUAGAAGUUCCCGAAAAUGAUUAAUUUGUUAAUUUUCACAAAUGUUUUAAUUAAUCCCAACUACUUUCCACUCAAAAAUCUCAACAAAAACAUCGGGUUUUCUCAUUCUUGUAACUUCAAAAAAUAAUUCUUCAAAUAAAACAUUUUUUAUUAUUAA